Molecule: messenger RNA, 1328 nt
Organism: Emys orbicularis (European pond turtle)
Lineage: Eukaryota; Metazoa; Chordata; Testudines; Emydidae
Gene: OLA1
Product: Obg like ATPase 1
Exons: 11
Coding region: 87-1280 (397 amino acids)
Cellular component (GO): cytoplasm
Molecular function (GO): GTP binding; ATP hydrolysis activity; ATP binding
Source: RefSeq, a predicted model, not a curated record
GCGAGCGUGCGUGGCCGUGGUGUUCGCGCUCUCGUGGUUGAGGCCGGCGGGGACAGUGUAAUCAUAACCCCCCUCGUCUUAGCAAGAUGCCCCCCAAAAAGGGAGGUGAUGAUGGGGUUAAGCCACAUCCAAUCAUUGGAAGGUUUGGGACGUCCCUGAAAAUCGGCAUUGUUGGGCUGCCAAAUGUUGGGAAAUCCACAUUCUUCAAUGUGUUAACAAAAAGUCAAGCAGCAGCAGAAAACUUCCCUUUCUGCACUAUUGAUCCAAAUGAGAGUCGGGUGCCUGUGCCAGAUGAUAGGUUCGACUUCCUAUGCCAGUACCAUAAACCUCCAAGCAAGAUUCCAGCCUUUCUGAACGUAGUGGAUAUUGCUGGUCUUGUGAAAGGAGCCCAUGCUGGCCAGGGCCUAGGAAAUGCCUUUUUGUCUCAUAUUAGCGCCUGUGAUGGAAUCUUUCAUCUGAUGCGAUCAUUUGAAAAUGAUGAUAUCACUCAUGUUGAAGGAAGUGUAGAUCCCGUUCGUGACAUUGAAAUAAUACAUGAAGAACUUAGACUUAAGGAUGAGGAAAUGAUCAUUCCAAUUAUAGACAAAUUAGAAAAAGUAGCUGUGAGAGGAGGGGACAAGAAAUUAAAACCUGAAUAUGACAUAAUGUGUAAAAUCAAAACCUGGGUAAUAGAUGAAAAGAAACCUGUGCGCUUCUAUCAUGAUUGGAAUGACAAAGAGAUUGAUGUGUUGAACAAAUACUUGUUUUUGACUUCAAAACCAAUGAUUUACUUGAUUAACCUCUCGGAAAAAGAUUACCUUCGAUGUAAAAACAAAUGGUUGAUAAAAAUUAUAAAGUGGGUGGACAAGCAUGACCCAGGUGCCUUGGUCAUUCCUUUUAGUGGGGCCUUGGAACUCAAGUUGCAAGAAAUGAGUGCUGAGGAGAAACAGAAGUAUCUGGAAGAGAACAUGACACAAAGUGCUUUACCAAAGAUCAUUAAGGCUGGGUAUGCAGCACUCCAACUAGAAUACUUUUUCACUGCAGGCCCAGAUGAAGUGCGUGCAUGGACCAUCAGGAAAGGGACGAAGGCUCCUCAGGCAGCAGGAAAGAUUCACACAGAUUUUGAAAAGGGAUUCAUUAUGGCUGAAGUAAUGAAAUAUGAAGACUUUAAAGAAGAAGGUUCGGAAACAGCUGUCAAGAGUGCUGGGAAAUACAGACGACAAGGCAGAAAUUACAUAGUUGAGGAUGGCGAUAUUAUCUUCUUUAAAUUUAAUACACCUCAACAGUCCAAGAAGAAAUGAAUAUUAGAUGUUGCUCAUUGUUCACAAUAAACUGUGCUACUUCAAAAA